Messenger RNA from Adineta ricciae, 1968 nucleotides. The record is from the annotation of a GenBank genome assembly. Lineage: Eukaryota; Metazoa; Rotifera; Eurotatoria; Adinetida; Adinetidae.
AUGGCAACACCUACAAGACCAUGUCGUGCUACGACUGAUGUGUCCAAGACUAUCAAACACAGUGGACAAGUUCUUAUUUGGCUCGAUGAUAGUGCAGAAGAAGAAAUCGAAAUCAAAGGGGUAUUUAUGUCACUGUUCGACAACGUAUUCGUUUUCAGUAAUCCAGAUGCUUGUCUUGAGCUAAUCAAAUCGGUCGAUACCGACACUCCUUGCCUAUCAAUUCUUAUUUCGGGAAAAUAUGGACAAAUGCUUGUACACGAUCGUUUGCAACCAUUAAUACAAGUUAAAUAUAUAUAUGUUUUCUGUUUUGAUACGGUUAAACAUAGCCGUUGGGCACAAACAUGUGAUAAAGUUCGAUGUGUCUUUUCGGAUAUUACUAAAGUCGUUCAAUGUAUACAAUUCGACAUGCAAAAUGCUUCCAAACAGCAUCAACAGAACGAUCAACCACCAUUACCAGAAGUUCACGAACCGAUUUUAUAUAAACGCGAGCGAUUCAUUGAUGAUUAUAAUCUCUUUGAUCAUGUUGGACUGAAUCUGCUACUCGAAAGUUCCAAUGAUGGUAUCGAGGAUUUUACUCAAUAUUGUGAAGCGAUUGAAGAAUUGGAUUUUACUACUGAUGAUAGAAAUGAUCAUCCUGAAACAUUACAAUUGUAUUUUGAUUCAAAAAAAACACUCCAGGAAUGGUAUCGACCAAAUCUUUCCUUUCUCGAUAUUAAUUCUAACGAUUUAUUGAAAUUAUGGACACUCCGUUGGUUCGUGCGAGGAUUUUAUCGAAAAUUGACCAUGGAAAAAGAAAAAUUCAGUAAAGAUCAAGUGAAAUUUACCACUUAUCAUGCCACAUAUUUAGCUGUGGACGAGCUCGAUGCUAUGAAACACCGUAUCGGUCAAAUAAUAAUUAUUACUGAACCACUGCUUACAUAUACAGAUCGACAAGUCACAUUGAAUUCUGCUCAGGCAGUAGAACCAGACAAAUAUAAAGUUGUAUUCGAAAUCAAUAUCGACUCAACUAUUCACGAAACUAUUCCAUAUGGACAAAUCAAAGACGGAGAAAUUCUUUUAUGGUUCGGUGGUCGAUAUCGAUUGUAUAAAAUUGAAUACGUCGAUGAUCAAGAUCCGUAUUGGUUACUUAGUUUAAAUCUUUGUCCAACAUUAGAUAUAAAACCUACAAUUCAAACUCUGUAUGGCUACUAUUUGAAAGAAUUAUGCGAUUUAAAUGAUCUUCCCUAUGCGUUCGGCCGACUGCUUAUGUAUAAAGGUUCUUAUAUUCAAGCAGAAAAAUGGCUGCAAGCAAGCGAUCAUUACGAAGAACUAGCUGAAUUAGCGCUACGUCAAAGCCAUUAUGAACAAGCGAAAGAUUAUCUUGAUCAUCUACCAAAUGAUUGUCACCGAGCGAAUUUGUUGCGAGUUUAUUUCUAUCUACUGACGAUGAACGAUGAUUAUACCAAGAUGCGGUUGAUUUUAUUGAGAAUUUUAUCCGAAGCGACAGAUAAACUCGUUCGAGCUCGGGUUAACAUCACUCUUGGCUUUAUUCAUUUGAUUGUUACACAACAAUUCGAGCAAGCAUUUGAACACUUUACAAUAGGCAAUGAUGUUAUGCAGACACUUUUACCUCCAAUUCAUCCUGAUGUCGCCAAAUCAUAUCUCGGAAUUGCAUAUACGUAUUACAGUCAAGGUAAUUUUAUAGAUGCAAAGAAAAACUUCCAAACAGCUUUUAAUAUUCAAAAACAAUCCUUGAUCUACACACAUCCCGAUCUUGCAAAGACGCGCAGUGGUCUGGCACAUUGUUUAUCGACAGAUAAACAAACAAUGAAAAAUGCAUUGAACGAAUUCGAAUAUGCACUAAAUAUUUUAUUAGAAGCUUAUCAAUCUGAGCAUCAUCCAGAAAUCGUAGCAACUAGACUGAAUAUGGAACAAUUGAGAAAAGGAAAGCAGCUAUUAUCGCGAAAUACAUUACUUGAUUAUAUAUAG